CGGCUAUGUUUUUUUCACACAACUGUCAGUUUCUUCCACUGAACUGGCAAUGUUGGUUACUUCAUUAUUCGUUUUCUGACAAUCAUGUCAAAAGCGAAUGAAAGAGAAAAAUAUUUAAAAACUUAAAACAAAGUUUAAAAGAACUCGUUAUUGGGUUCUUUAGUUUUUCGUGUAUAAGCAUCGCACUUCAAAAAAACUGAAGUGUCUGUUGUGUCAAAUUCUUUCGUGCGAAUUCUCUCGUUGGUGACGGCUGCAAAUUUUAAAGUGCUUUAAACGAAAAAAAAUGGUCCGUAAACGGCAGACAGCGACACAGAAACGUGUUUUGGAAAUAGCCAAAGCAAGAAAUAUCGAACUUUUGCGAUAUGAACUGGGUGAAUCAAGCCGAUCCGCUGCAACUAUGGAGCAGGCGAACCAACGUAAAUUGAGCUCAACAUCAAAGGAAACUGUGAACCCAUCAGACGAAAUACCUCGGAAGCAACUCAAAGUGUUAAUUCAGAAGAAUCCUGAAUCAACAACCUUGACUACAGAGCUAUCCAGCCCAGAUGCCGAAAUAACAAUUUGCAACAACCAGUCAACUAUUACGGAUCCACCGGAAACUACGGACUCGCAUGUCAUUGACGACCAGGAGCAAUCACCAACAACUAGCGGCUCAUUGACAAUCGCGGACUCUGGUACUAUUGAUGACCAGGAGAAUGCCACCAAGCAAGAUAACAAUGACGCUUGUACUUGUGGAUUGCAAGUAAAAGUUUGCCAACUCGAUGCCCAAGUGAAUGAAUUGCAAGGAGCACUCGAUGAGCUCAAAGUAAAAGUGGCAUUUUACAAGAAGAAAACAACUGACCUAAAAGUAACUAACGCCAAACUGCAGAAAGCCCUAGUGUCCAAACUGUUGCCUGAGCCCGUUCAAAGAUGUAGAAGGUUUUCCGAAUUGUGACGAUAUUAUGACGAUGUCAAUGGAAGCGCAUGAUAGCGAUUACAUGUUUGUGAAAUUCCUUAUGAACGCUAUCUAGCCGGAUGGAUUUGCUGGCAGAACCGUACGGACGGGUUUCAAAUAACCCAAAAGGUCGUCCAAAAGUGAACGUCGUAGCCACAGAAGGAAAUGCUGGAGAAGAUAGAGGAUGUACAUCAGCAGCAUCACCACCUGCAGUUUCUGUGGCAUUGGAGGAUGAAAAAGUGCAGUUUGUGAAAGGUAUGCAAAUAGUUAAACAAUAUAAAAUAACAUUUAUAAUUAAUGUUCCUAAUGUUUCAGCUCGUCUGUUGGAGAGGCGAAUUCAUCUUCAUGACGAAACGGUAGUUGCUAAGAAGGCCUCUGAAGGAUGUAACCGCCUGAUGCAAAUUGUUAUCAGUAAUGCUAAAGACGCUAAUAACAUGUUCCAUGUUAUGAUGUUUUAAUCCUUGUGAAUGAUUUUUAUAUAUGAAUUUCGUGCUUAAUAACCCAUGGACUACGGUUUUAAAACCACACUUUUAAUUUGUUCAAACACUCGAACUAAAUGACAUUGUUUUAUAAUUACUCAAUUUUUUUAUGCUUAAUCAAUAAUAAAAAUAAUUGUCGAUCCCAUUGCUAACCAUUUAUAGUUUUAUGCAGAAUAAUAUUUUCAUCACUAGCAAAUUAAAAGCAGAAUAUGCUUUUGAUUUUUGCUGUCAUUUUUCUAUCACAAUACCAAAUAGAGAUCUAAUUUUGCUAUCAACUUUGAAAUCUAUGAUUUCAUAAUGAGUAAUCAAUUUUCUGUAAUUUACAAAGUUUAAAAGCAAUCUGCAAACAAAAUAUGCUGUUGAUUUUUUGUUAUCAAUGCUUAUAAUAAUAAUCUAACCGAAUACUCAUUUUGCUAUCAAAUUAAGAAUCUCAUGAAUUCAAACUUAGUUAUCAUGUUGAUUUCACUGAUAGCAAAAUUUGUUU
Molecule: messenger RNA, 1894 nt
Organism: Armigeres subalbatus
Lineage: Eukaryota; Metazoa; Arthropoda; Insecta; Diptera; Culicidae
Exons: 3
Coding region: 284-931 (215 amino acids)
Source: RefSeq, a predicted model, not a curated record